Messenger RNA from Drosophila sulfurigaster albostrigata, 3054 nucleotides. Its product is annotated as kielin/chordin-like protein. The coding region runs from base 554 to 3001 and encodes 815 amino acids. The transcript has a single exon. Gene Ontology annotation, molecular function: chitin binding. Gene Ontology annotation, cellular component: extracellular region. The record is from RefSeq and is a predicted model, not a curated record. NCBI's taxonomy places the organism in Eukaryota, Metazoa, Arthropoda, Insecta, Diptera, Drosophilidae.
UGCACCAGCGGAACCUAUUUUAACUCUUCAUUGAAUAUUUGCCUCAUUGAUGAGAAUGGAAUAUGCUCUGCAAUCGAUGAGAAAUGUACUGAAGGAGAGAUUGAGGAGAAUCCUGAUGAUCCUUGUGGAUACUUACAAUGUGUGGAUGGCAGCCUUGAGGAAGUGAACUGCACCAGCGGAACCUACUUUAACUCUUCAUUGAAUAUUUGCCUCAUUGAUGAGAAUGGAAUAUGCUCUGCAAUCGAUGAGAAAUGUACAGAAGGAGAGAUUGAGGAGAAUCCUGAUGAUCCUUGUGGAUACUUACAAUGUGUGGAUGGCAGCCUUGAGGAAUUGAACUGCACAAGCGGAACCUACUUUAACUCUUCAUUGAAUAUUUGCCUCAUUGAUGAGAAUGGAAUAUGCUCUGCAAUCGAUGAGAAAUGUACUGAAGGAGAGAUUGAGGAGAAUCCUGAUGAUCCUUGUGGAUACUUACAAUGUGUGGAUGGCAGCCUUGAGGAAGUGAACUGCACCAGCGGAACCUACUUUAACUCUUCAUUGAAUAUUUGUCUCAUCGAUGAGAAUGGAAUAUGCGAUCGAUGAGAAAUGUAUAGAAGGAGAGAUAGAGGAGAAUCCUGAUGAUCCUUGUGGAUACUUACAAUGUGCGGAUGGCAGCCUUAAAGAAGUGAACUGCACCAGCGGAACCUAUUUUAACUCUUCAUUGAAUAUUUGUCUCAUCGAUGAGAAUGGAAUAUGCACAACGAAAUGUACGGAAGGAGAGAUUGAGGAGAAUCCUGAUGAUCCUUGUGGAUACUUACAAUGUGUGGAUGGCAGCCUUAAGGAAGUGAACUGCACCAGUGGAACCUACUUUAACUCUUCAUUGAAUAUUUGUCUCAUCGAUGAGAAUGGAAUAUGCUCAACGAAAUGUACGGAAGGAGAGAUAGAGGAGAAUCCUGAUGAUCCUUGUGGAUACUUACAAUGUGCGGACGGCAGCCUUAAAGAAGUGAACUGCACCAGCGGAACCUACUUUAACUCUUCAUUGAAUAUUUGUCUCAUCGAUGAGAAUGGAAUAUGCUCAACGAAAUGUACGGAAGGAGAGAUUGAGGAGAAUCCUGAUGAUCCUUGUGGAUACUUACAAUGUGUGGAUGGCAGCCUUGAGGAAGUGAACUGCACCAGUGGAACCUACUUUAACUCUUCAUUGAAUAUUUGUCUCAUCGAUGAGAAUGGAAUAUGCUCAUUGAAAUGUACGGAAGGAGAGAUUGAGGAGAAUCCUGAUGAUCCUUGUGGAUACUUACAAUGUGUGGAUGGCAGCCUUGAGGAAGUGAACUGCACCAGCGGAACCUACUUUAACUCUUCAUUGAAUAUUUGUCUCAUCGAUGAGAAUGGAAUAUGCUCAUUGAAAUGUACGGAAGGAGAGAUAGAGGAGAAUCCUGAUGAUCCUUGUGGAUACUUACAAUGUGUGGAUGGCAGCCUUGAGGAAGUGAACUGCACCAGCGGAACCUACUUUAACUCUUCAUUGAAUAUUUGUCUCAUCGAUGAGAAUGGAAUAUGCUCAUUGAAAUGUACGGAUGGAGAGAUAGAGGAGAAUCCUGAUGAUCCUUGUGGAUACUUACAAUGUGCGGACGGCAGCCUUGAAGAAGUGAACUGCACCAGCGGAACCUACUUUAACUCUUCAUUGAAUAUUUGUCUCAUCGAUGAGAAUGGAAUAUGCUCAUUGAAAUGUACGGAAGGAGAGAUUGAGGAGAAUCCUGAUGAUCCUUGUGGAUACUUACAAUGUGUGGAUGGCAGCCUUGAGGAAGUGAACUGCACCAGCGGAACCUAUUUUAACUCUUCAUUGAAUAUUUGUCUCAUCGAUGAGAAUGGAAUAUGCUCAACGAAAUGUACGGAAGGAGAGAUAGAGGAGAAUCCUGAUGAUCCUUGUGGAUACUUACAAUGUGUGGAUGGCAGCCUUGAAGAAGUGAACUGCACCAGCGGAACCUAUUUUAACUCUUCAUUGAAUAUUUGUCUCAUCGAUGAGAAUGGAAUAUGCUCAACGAAAUGUACGGAAGGAGAGAUUGAGGAGAAUCCUGAUGAUCCUUGUGGAUACUUACAAUGUGCGGACGGCAGCCUUGAAGAAGUGAACUGCACCAGCGGAACCUAUUUUAACUCUUCAUUGAAUAUUUGUCUCAUCGAUGAGAAUGGAAUAUGCUCAUUGAAAUGUACGGAAGGCGAGAUUGAGGAGAAUCCUGAUGAUCCUUGUGGAUACUUACAAUGUGUGGAUGGCAGCCUUAAAGAAGUGAACUGCACCAGCGGAACCUACUUUAACUCCUCUUUGAAGAUUUGUCUCAUCGAUGAGAAUGGAAUAUGCUCAUUGAAAUGUACGGAAGGCGAGAUUGAGGAGAAUCCUGAUGAUUUAUGCGGGUAUUUAAUAUGUAUUAAUGGCAACCUUGAGGAAUUGAAUUGUACCAGUGGAAGUUACUUCAAUAGCAGCAUAAAGGUUUGUCUUAUUGAUGAGAACGGUAUUUGUUCUGCGAUCCCAGAAGAAUGUCGAGAUGGUGAUACCGAGGAGAAUCCAGAUGAUCUUUGUGGCUAUUUAAUAUGCAAAGACGGUAGCUUUUCUGAAGCAAACUGCACGAGUGGGAGCUACUUUGAUUCUUCAUGGAAAACGUGUAUUAUUGAUGAGAAUGGCAUUUGUUCUUCAAGAAAUCUUGUUGAAGCCUGCAUAGAAGAUGAGAUUGAAUCAGAUCCUGAAGAAUGUGCUGGAUACUUGCAGUGCAUCGAUGGGGAAAGGGUAAGUCAACUUUGUGCCUAUGGCAGUUAUUUUGAUGCAGCUUUAAAGAGCUGCGAGAUCGACUAUGAUAACGUUUGUAUAUCUAAAUCGGAGAUUUGUGAAGAAGGCGAGAGGAAGGAAGACCUAGAUGAUACUACGUGGUAUUUUGAGUGUAUCAACGGGGAUUUUGUUGAGCAAAAAUGCCCAGAAGGAAGUUACUUUGAGAGCAGUAUAAAGGGAUGCAUUAUCGAUGAGAAUGGUGUGUACAUUUCUUAGCUAGACUAACAAAAUACAGAAAUAAAAUACUAGAUAAUUAAGUUUGCCUGCAA